Morchella importuna is the source of this 786-nucleotide messenger RNA. RefSeq lists its product as uncharacterized. The transcript has 4 exons. The record is from RefSeq and is a predicted model, not a curated record. The coding region runs from base 1 to 786 and encodes 261 amino acids. Lineage: Eukaryota; Fungi; Ascomycota; Pezizomycetes; Pezizales; Morchellaceae.
AUGUUGCGUGGUUUGGUGUGGCACCUACCCUGUGCCACAGCUGCAGCCACACACCUCGCCUCGUCAACACCGCUCACCGUCAACACCAACCGCAGCAGCACCCAAGGGCCAAUGACACCCAAACGCCCCGCCCCCUCCUCCACCUCUUCCGACGCCGCCCUAAUGCCCCCUGCCCCGCCCUCCACCACAUCCUCCAAGCGCCGCCGCCGCACCACGCACGCCCAGCACCACCGCCCCUCCCCCCUCCUCUCCACCAAGCGACAGCCAACUCGCGGCACUCGUCAACAGCGCAGCCACACCCCUGCCGCCGCCCAAUGGGCGAACGGGCGGCACUGGGCGGAACCGGCGGAGCCCCGCCCCAUCAUGUUCCUCUUCGCGACACCCACACCUAUACAGAGCUCGCCAUCGCCGCCGACGCCAUCCCGCGCCCCCUCGCGCAACAGCAGCUCCUCCGCCCGCUCCGGCACCCUCCGCGCCUCGGCGCUAACACGGGAUACGCCCCGCUGCGUGCUGACGGCAAUCACGGAGCCGAGCGUGCUCGACGUUGCGCAUGCCACCCCGCCCCUGGCGCGCGGCGCGAAGGCGGAUACGUUUUACGGGUUUCUGGGGCUGUUUUUGGGCGGGGAGAGUUACUAUUUUGACACUGGCGCGAUCGAGAUGGCGCCGGUGCCUUACUCCGGCACAUGGAGCGGCGACUACGACGCCAGCAUUGUGAGCAGCUAUGACAUAACGCUGCACUUCCCGGCCGUACCUCCUCCCUCUCUCCCGCUACACCUACACCUCUAG